This is a messenger RNA of Nerophis lumbriciformis (worm pipefish), 6496 nucleotides long. It is a transcript of the gene mtcl2, whose product is annotated as microtubule crosslinking factor 2. NCBI's taxonomy places the organism in Eukaryota, Metazoa, Chordata, Actinopteri, Syngnathiformes, Syngnathidae. The record is from RefSeq and is a predicted model, not a curated record. Gene Ontology annotation, biological process: regulation of autophagy.
AGUCGGUGAAUGAUAGUCGCUGUGGUUUUCAGAGGAAAAAUGUAUCUUUUUUGAAAAACCUCAAAAAAUAUUUCCACAUUUCAAAACACAGGGACGAGAUAAAUUUUUUUUUUAAUCUUUCUUUCGUUUGCAUCUUUUUCAAAGGAUCCGUCUGACCCUUCGCACCGGAGGAUCUCUCUCCUUUUGUCUGCUCUUCAACUAGUUCCCCCCGCUCAGAGAAACAACAACAGGGGGGUUUCAUUUCUGUUUUUUUUUUACCGCCGGGUUGAUCACACGCGGAAUGAAUGACAAAGUCAAAGGAGGUUGAUGUCCACAACUCUCACCUCUUCUUCGCCUCGCCCAAGGAACGGAGGCUUCACCUCCGGCAGAAGAUGGAAGCUGGAGGCGGGAGGGAGAGCUCGGACAGCGGGCAGGCGCAGCACGCGGUGGCCGGGCAGCAGCAGCCCGGACCGGACAACACGGAGCCUUCGAUACUCUUAGCCCGGGGAGGAAAGAAGAAGACAAAUCGUGCUCCGUCACCGGCUCGACCGAAGGAUGUUUCCGGGUGGUCCCUCACGAAGAUCCGCGGUGGCAUCGGAGCCCCCAGCCUGAGCGUGAAGCCGGGUGCCAUCCACCUGGGGAGCCGUGUCUCCAGACGGAGCCCCGUCGGAACCCUGAGUGGGAAAGACAGUAAAGCCGAUAAAAGUGGUGGGAAAUCGGCAGGAAAGUCUUCAGUCACGCCGAGGACCUCCGCGACCAAGAUGGCGAAAAGUAACAGCGGAGUUCGGAGGAAGGUGUCGGACGCCAGCAUUGGAUCGGACGACCUGUCCAAAGACUCCGGCUGCGCCCCUGGCAAACUCUCCCCCGCCGACAGCAGCUCGGAACUGUCGGACUGCGCCUCCGAGGAGCACAAACUCUCCACGGACGCUCCAAGCAGUGACACCGAGUCGAGGAGUAGCCGAGGCGGUGAGUGGAACGGAACCACCCAUCGACAGUCCUCAGCUAAAAGGGCCGACAAGGACCGACUGGCCAUGGGUGUCGAACCCGGCGAGGAGAGCACAUCGCCGGCUGAGGAGCGCUCGUUAACCUCGGUGGACAGCCGGAUGCCAGCCAGCACGUCUUUGGCCUUCUCUGACCUCACUGAGGAGUUUGUGGACGGCAUGCAUGAGGAGUUUGUGAGAGAACUAGAGGAGCUCAGAUCUGAAAAUGAUUACCUCAAAGAUGAAAUGGAGGAGUUGAGAUCCGAGAUGCUGGAGAUGAGAGACAUGUACAUGGAGGACGACGUCUACCAGUUGCAGGAACUACGACAACAGCUGGAGCAGGCGAACAAGACUUGCCGCAUCCUGCAGUACCGGCUGAGGAAGGCAGAGCGUCGCUCUCUACGAGUGGCUCAAACGGGGCAAGUGGACGGAGAACUAAUCCGAACGCUGGAGCAAGACGUCAAAGUGGCCAAAGAUGUGUCCAUCCGUCUCCACAGUCAGCUCGACGGCGGAGAGAAGAAAAGGGCUCGUCUCGAGGAAGAGAACGAGGAGCUCCGAGUCCGACUCCAAGACCUGGAGGUGUCCAAACAGGUCCUACAGCAGGAGAUUGACAAGAACUCCCAGAAGAAAAAAGGAGCUCGGCCAACCAACAACAAACCCGACAAGAAGCACUGCCCACAGGAAGACAGCUCAGACCUGAAAUGUCAACUCCAUUUUGCUAAAGAGGAGUCAGCCCUCAUGUGCAAGAAGCUGACCAAGCUGGCGAAGGACAGCGAGGCCAUGAAGGAGGAACUGGCCAAAUUCAGGUCCUUGUAUGGGGACGUGGACGCCUCCAUCACCGUGGAGGAGGUCGCUGACUCCCCCCACACUCGCGAGGCAGAGGUCAGAGUUCACCUGAAGCUGGUGGAAGAAGAAGCCAACCUGCUGAGUCGACGCAUCGUGGAGCUGGAGGUGGAGAACAGGGGCCUCCGAGCUGAGAUGGACGACAUGAAAGGGCCACAAGAUGGGCCUCAAGAACUUAACAAUGCCAGCGGUGGUCUGGCGUCAGCAGCAGUCGUCGGCGGAGGAGGCGCGUCGUCGUCUGAAAACGUCAUGGAACUCCAAAGGCACCUCCAGUUUGUGGAGGAGGAGGCGGAGCUUCUGAGGAGGUCCCUGAUCGAGAUGGAGGAACAGAACAAGCUCCUGAUGAACGAAAUCAACCGCUAUAAAUCGGAACUGCCCCCACCGACGUCGUCCUUGUCUUCUGUGGCCGCGUCGCUGUCGGAGAGGCUGCUUCACGACGGAGCUCUUCGCUCCUCCGUGCCGGGGGAGGCCGCCGUCCUCAUCAGCCCGGAUGUCCCCCCCCAGGAGGAGGAGCUCAGAGGAGCCCGGCUCCAGAUCGGAGAACUGAGCGGGAAGGUGAAAAAGCUGCAGUACGAGAACAGAGUGCUGUUGUCCAACUUGCAGCGGUGUGACCUGGCGUCCUACCAAGCGCCGUCCUCAUCCUCCUCAUCUUUAAGAGUGUCUCUGGAGACGGAUGAAGAGGCUGGAGACUCAGCAGACUGUCUUCCCAUCAGUCCACCACAUCGCAAAGAGCCACUGGGGGUGGAGAAUGAGUCGCAGGAGAACUCCGAACACAAAACCAAAGCGUUCGGCCUCCAGGGGUUGAAGGACCACGAUGCUUUGCUCACCAUGAGGGACCAGGCUCGCUUGGUUUCCACGGCGAUACAGCUCCUCACCGCCCCGGAGUCCAACUGCCUGCCGUCGUCGCCAUCCAUCUAUCACAAGGCGGCGGAGUCAUGUGACCUGGAGAAACCUCCGCCGCACUGCCAGAUCUCGGAGCUUUCUGACUUGGCGGACCGUCCCCUGGUUGGAGCUCUGACCAGCAGGCUCCAGGCUCUCCACAGCCAGCUGCAGGUCUUUGUGGAGCGUGUCGACAGCUUGGGUAAAUCCUCACUCGCCGUGGGUGAGGGCACGCCUCCCCUGACCUCACCCGUCCAGCGCUCACCUUCCGCUAAAGACGACGCGCUGAAGGCUGCAGCCGAGAAGCAGCAACCUGAUUGUAGGGAGCAGCUGGAGGUCCAAGGUGAAAUGGACCCGGGAGACCAGCAGACAGAACUAAAAGAUGAUGAGGAGCUGGAGAUGGAGAAGAAGACCCAGAGAGAAAUCACGCUCAGACUCUCACAGCUGCAGGAGGAGCAGCAGAAGGCUCUGCUCCGGCGGGACUUCCAGCUGCAGAGUUUGGGCCUGCAGGCUCGGCUCCAGCAGAAGCUGUGGGGCCAAGAGAGGACUCUGCUGGUGCAGGAGUCUCAGCACCUCAAACAAGCUCUGCUGCUGCUCAGCCUCAAACUGCGCUGCUUCCUCAAACACUGGAGGCUGGGCUGCAAGAAGGACACGGAGUGGAAGGACAUCCUGGAGAUGAACAACCUGAAGGACCUCUACAUUUUACUGGAGGAAGACAACCUGACGAGCCCCGCCCACCAUACCGACAAAAAGGCUGACGCAGAUGAACACGCGCUGGGCCCGGCAAUCAAGUUGAGCGCUGUGAGCAGCACGCUGGCAGACCUGAAGGUGGCGCUGCAGGAUCUGAGCGGCGAGCUGCGCCAGGAGCGACAAAGCUCCCAGGAGCUGACGCAGCAGUUUGCCAAGGCCAAGGCAUCAUGGGAAGUGAAGAGGACCGAACUGAAGAACCUCAUUACUCAGCUCGAGACCAAAGCAGGCAAAGCUGCAACAUUGUCCUCCGCCGACGCAGCGGGCCCGCCUGACCUGAAGGUGGCGCUCAUUAGGGAGCGGGAGGAACACCAACACCUUCUGGCUGAGUCCUACGCAGCUGUGAUGGACCUGACCAAGCAGCUUCAGAUCGGAGAGAGGAACUGGGGCAGGGAGAAGCUGGAGCUGCUGGAGAGGUUCAGCCAGGAGAGAGCUCAGUGGGAGCAAAGGCUGAGAGAGGCUAAGUUAAAGUCAUCAUUAGGAUCUGCGUCCUCUGUAGACUCAGCCAUCACUAAUGGAAUGAGAGAAAGGACCAAAUCCACAGCAGAGCUGGAAGACCCAGAACAUUUAGAAGGCCUACCUCCUUUGAUUUGUCCACAGCUGAGUGACUCCAACAAGAAGAACUGGACCUAUCUGAAUAAUGAGACACCAGAGGUCAGCGGUAUCUGUAAGACCUGGGACGGCCCGAGCGCCAGCGGCUCCUGCAACAACUUAGCCCCAUCAGGACUGGAUCUGGAGUCCGUCCAGAGGAGCCACACCGCUCCAGAAAGCACCGGCAUUCGGAUGUAUUACAGCCCUCCCGCUGUCCGCCGCAUGGAGCACAAAAGAAGGACGCAGGAGGUUAAAAAGCUGCAGGGGAAGACGGAGAGAACAUCCACGCUGAGCGUCUCUGAGGCGAGCCUGGCGGACCUGCAGCAGCCCUCGUCCUCCUGUUCCUCUUCUUACGAGCAGUGGCUGAGCUCGCUGUCCAAGCAGCACCGAGAGCUGCUGGAGAGCAGGAGUGGAUGCACCGCCUCGUCCGACAGUGCCGGCGUGAUCAACGACGACGUCGCGCCCUCCGCUGCCAACGGGAUGACCUCCUCGCCGUUUCACGGCCUGGAAAUUGGAGAGAUUUCUGCUAACUUAAGUGACGAUAUGAAAGAGAUGACCAACUGUGUACGACAGGCCAUUCGCUCGUCAUCUCUGGAGAGGAAAUCCAGCAAAGAACCAGCGGUGGGCAUGUCCAGCAGGUCCACGCAGACCACGGCUCAGUGUGUCAGCAUUGGGCUUCAAACCGACAACCUCCCCAGCAGCAGAGGCGCAGGUUUCCACUCCAAAGCCUGGUCUCCCCGACCGUCAUCUGCAACCACCUCGCCCUUAGCGUCAGCCCGCACUCGGCAGAUCUCGACAUCCCUGGAUAAAGUCCACGGCCGAAUCGACAGGCCCUGUUGUUCACCCAAGUUUGGUUCCCCGAAGCUUCAACGUCGUGUGUCCUCCGGCUCCACCUCCAGACUUGAUGGAGUACCCCCUCCAUCCAGAGACCGCAGCCUGUGGAGCCUCCAGCAGAGGACAAUGAGUGGAGGCGGUGGCUCAGCCUGGGCUCGCUCUACCACAACCAGGGACAGCCCCGUGCUCAGCGGCCUCACUGACGGCCUCUCCAGCCUCUUCAGCGUGGUGGAGCAUGCUGGAAGCACAGAGUCACUCUGGAGGGGGGAUGGAGCUGCCAGUCCAGCGCGACACCCUCACAGUGCAGGAAAGCCCUCUUGCCCCUCCGUCUGCGGCUCCGAGUCAAACGCUCAGCGCUACGGAGGCCUGGUGCAAGAGUUCUUCAAGAGUGUGUGCAGCGGCCGUAGGGAUGGCGAGAGGACGCAGAGAGAGCCCCUCAUUGUCGGAGACUUCAACUGCGUGGACGAGCCCAGGCUGGAAUGCCUUCCGCCCGGGGCGGGGGAUCUCGGAGCCUUGGCUGGACUUAGCGCAGCCAACGACAACGUGACCAGAAUCGUGAACAAGCGGUUCAUGAGACAGACGGCAGGGGACGAGAUGGUCUGUAUCAUGGGAGGAGGGAAGGAAGUGGCGGGAAAUCACAGCACAGCAGGACCAGGAACUGAGGACGGACCCUGCGACUGCAUCAUCCAGUCCUCUUGUCCCGCCAGACCUUCUCGAGUCUCCCGCAACUCACUGGGACAGUGCAAGCACCGGCCGCACGAGACCUCGGCCUCCGUCGAGGAAAAGGGGGACACUUUGGCAGAGUGACGACACUUGUUUGUACACAACAUUUCCUGUUUAACGCUGCACACCACUGUCCCUCGACACAUUCCCCCCUCCACCCCCGUCACUUCAUGUAACCCGCACUGCCAAACAUAACACACACGCCUCACAUAAAUACCACACGAGUACCAGCAGUUACACUUUAUUGACAAUAAGACCACUACGGACCUACCCUCUUUUUAACAUGUCAUUGAACACCACUGAUAAGUGGAGCUUAAUAUAAAGAAUGUAGAACCGUGCAUGUGUUUUGCAUGCAAUAAAACCAGAGACCUUUUUAGAACUCUCUCCGUCUACCAGACCAAUAGGGUGUGCGUUCACACUUGCCAUGUUUAUUUCGUUCUCCUCGUCCCAUUGAGAGAUGAGUCUCGGUCAAGUGAACUCUGGUUCACCUUCGAGUACUACAUGGCGCCAAGGACCAGUGUUAAAGGGGAACAUUAUCAUAAUUUCAGAAGGGUUAAAACCAUUAAAAAUCAGUUCCCAGUGUCUUAUUAUAUUUUUCGAAGUUUUUUUCAAAAUUUUACCCAUCACACAAUAUCCCUAAAAAAAGCUUCAAAGUGCCUGAUUUUAACCACCCGUCCAUUUUCCUGUGACGUCACAUAGUGAAGCCAACACAAACACACAUGGCGGAAAGAACAGCAAGGUAUAGCGACAUUAGCUCGGAUUCAGACUCGGAUUUCAGCGGCUUAAGCGAUUCAACAGAUUACGGAUGUAUUGAAACGGAUGGUUGUAGUGUGGAGGCAGGUAGCGAAAACAAAAUUGAAGAAGAAACUGAAGCUAUUGAGCCAUAUCGGUUUGAACCGUAUGCAAGCGAAACCGACGAA